UUAUAGCCAUGAAUAUACGUAAGAAAUGAAAAUUAAAAAAUUGCAUUUGAAUCUGGACCUGCUUAGAUAAUACUUUCUUCAUUAUCACUAGCUGGAAGAAAAGAUUAUGUUUAUGAUAUAUUUGAUGUUAGUUCCUCUACAAAAUCAGGUUCUGAACAUAAAUUCUGAAAGUUGACAGUUCUUUUUGCUGCUCUAAUUUGAAUUCCCCAAGCAAACUUCUAAUUUCUAAAUGUCGCAAUCUCUACGUAAUUGUUCAAAUAUGACAACUAGAUUCCUGUUGAAAUCAUCCGGAUUUUUUUGGAAAGACAGCUCCAGAUCAGUAACAUAAUGUUACAAUUACGCAAGCAACGUUUCUUUCAGUUGCUGACGACUGCUUGCAUUAUCCUUUCCAUCUGGAAAAUGGUAGCCUGUCAGAGGAGAACUAAAAGGACAGCUAUUAUACCAGGUGAUAUCAUGAUCGGUGCUCUCUUUUCCGUACAUCAUGCUCCAGGGCAAAAACAAGCACAAUCACGCACAUGCGGUGAUAUUAGAGAGCAGUAUGGCCUUCAAAGGGUCGAAGCUUCAUUUCAAACAGUGGAUGAAAUAAAUAGGAACGAAACAUUACUACCAAACAUCACAUUAGGUAUAGAAAUUAGAGAUUCUUGCUGGUACUCACCAAUUGCUCUGGAUCAAAGCAUUGAAUUCAUUCGUGAUGCUAUCAAACUGAAUGACGACGUUAUUGCUGAAGCCAAUGCAUCCAGCGUGCCAGUGGAAAAUGUACCAGAAUGUCUAGUUAAACCAGCAAAAUCCCUGAAGAACUUGGUUGGUGUCAUCGGACCUGGAUCCAGUACUGUCACUAUCCAAGUACAAAAUCUUCUGCAGUUAUUCAACAUUCCUCAAAUUGGUUAUUCUGCUACGAGUCGAGAUCUCAGUGAUAAAAGUUUCUAUAAAUAUUUUCUGCGGGUCGUUCCAUCUGACUUCUACCAAGCGCAAGUGAUGGUUGAUUUAGUACGGACAUACAACUGGACUUAUGUUUCAACUGUGCACACAGAUGGAAACUAUGGUGGCAGCGGUAUGGACGCCUUUGUGAAGUUGGCUCAUGAAGCAGGAAUCUGCAUAGCGGCAAGUGAUUCCAUCCUGAGCCACGCGGAGGACUACUAUUUCGACCAGAUCAUUCGUAAUCUUCAGAAGUACCCCAAUGCAAAAGUAGUGGUGUGCUUCUGUGAGGGUAUGACUGUUAGAGGGCUUCUUAAGGCAAUGAGGAGGCUAAAUGCCACAGGAGAGUUUCUUCUCAUAGGCAGCGAUGGUUGGUCUGACCGGAACGACGUUACGGAAGAAUACGAAAAAGAAGCGCUGGGUGGGAUCUCCAUUCGAAUUCACUCCACGUAUGACCACAGCUUCGACCCAUAUUAUUUUUCUCUUAAGCCUCACAACAAUUCCCGAAAUCCCUGGUUCAGGGAAUUUUGGGAAUACAGGUUCAACUGCUCCCUAGAGAACGGUUCUGGAAAGUACAACAAGAGCUGUUCCGGUAAUGAAAAUUUACGGGAACGAUACAAGCAAGAUACGAAAAUGUCGUUUGUGAAGAAGGCCAUCUACACCAUGGCGUAUGGUUUGCAUGAUAUGCAAAAAGCAAAGUGCAACGAUUCCUCUGUGGGUCUUUGUCCUGAAAUGCUACCUCUUAACGGGUCUCUUUUCCUUCAGUACCUCCUUAAUGUUAGUUUCGUUUGGGGAAAUGAGACAGUUAAGUUCGACCAAAAUGGAGAUCCUCCAGGGAGGUACGAUAUAAUGAACUUUCAGUACAUUCAUGAGAAUAAUUCUUAUGACUACAAGCAUGUUGGUUCUUGGGACAGUGGACGAUUAGACAUUUUCCAGCCUUUCCGUUGGAAUCCUCAGCACAUCACCAAUGGAUUGCCAGAGUCUGUUUGUAGCAAACCUUGCGAAAAAGGAAAGGUUAAGAGUAUUCAGUCUGAAAGCGUUAAAUGCUGUUGGGUUUGUGUAGCUUGCAAAGAAAACCAGUUCCUAAAAGAUGAAUUCACCUGCAAAGAUUGCGAGCUGGGAUGGUGGCCAAAUGACAACUUAACAGACUGUGACAGAAUCCCCGUUGACUACAUUCAAUGGACUGAUAGCACAGCUAUAGUUGCAGUUACGAUUGCUGUUAUGGGUAUGAUUGCGACUUUCUUCACGAUGGUUGUGUUCAUUCGCCACAAUAAUACGCCGGUUGUCAAAGCCUCGACAAGGGAAUUAUCCUAUGUUAUUCUUGUUGGCAUGUACCUCUGCCAUGGGUGCACAUUUCCUUUACUAGCUAAACCUACGCAAACAUCUUGCUUUUUUACCAGAGUGAUGCCAGCAUUUAGCUUCGCAAUGAUGUAUGCUUCUUUAGUCACGAAAACGAACAGAAUAGCCCGUAUACUUGCGGGUAGCAAGAAGAAGAUAAUCACGAAGAAACCUCGUUUCAUGAGUGGAACUGCACAAGUUGUGAUCACGUGGCUGUUGAUUUCAGUCGAAUCAUGCAUCAUUGCUGUCAUGCUGGUUCUUGAACCAGCCAAUUCCAUGUAUUCUUAUCCUUCGUUGGACAAAGUGAAUUUGAUUUGUAACACUACACCUUUGGGCAUUAUAGCUCCUCUAGGUUUCGACUUCUUCCUGAUAGCCAUGUGCACUGUUUAUGCUGUGAAAACGCGUAAUGUACCGGAGAACUUCAACGAGGCAAAAUUUAUCGGCUUUACCAUGUACACGACUCUUGUGAUAUGGAUUGCCUUUGUACCUAUAUACUUUGGCAGCAAUUCGAAGGUGAUAACUAUGUGUUUGUGCAUCAGUUUCAGUGCUAUCGUAGCUCUGGUUCUUCUGUUCUUUCCAAAGAUUUAUAUCAUACUUUUUCGGCCUGACAAAAAUAAUAGGAGUGCUUUCACAACAACCAAAGAUGUCCGAUGCCAUAUAGGUAGAGGUUAUCCUACUUCUGCUGCAGCUAUUUCCAGAAAUUCCUCACAUUCCACUUCAGAAUUUAGUCUCGAAUCCCCAAGAAACCUGUCACUGGACAUUGUUCAGAAGAAUCAAAAAAGUGAACCAGCGAGCAAUCGACGUCACAGCAUGAAUCUCUUCGUUCGCUUGCGCAUUAGUAAGCAGGAUAAAAUAGCUGCCAAUGUCGCUCAGCAUAUUAGGGCUGUUCGCGCCGCUGAAGCUUUGGAUAGAAGGACGCGUCUCAGGCGUACCGAUUCCUUCAAUUUCUCUGGUUUGGGAUCUACUAUCUUACCUGUGCAGCGAAGUACCUCAAGCGGUGAUGAGUCGCCAGGUGUAGCACAUGAUAAGAAAAGGCUUGUUGGGAUGAUAAAGCAGGCCUAUACCGAAGAAGUUAUUCCACACAGAGAGGAUGUGGCAUGCCAAACGUCUUACGACUUGCUUGAGGCACUUCUGCCAUCACUACGAAAGCGAAUAAUGCGCUCUGAGACCGUUAUGUCCACCCUGGCACCAGAUGAAGAAGAAAUGAAACAUGCCGUGGCGCCAUGCAAGCUCGAUAGUUGCCAUCAUAAACACCCUUUCUUUGGUGAUAGCUGCCGCCACUAUUCUAUAUGCGGUUCCAAUCAUGCAUCGAUAAAUAUGGCUUACGAUACCACGAGUCCAAUGAUCAGAGGUCAUACUAAACCGAAUUCUAAAUCCCGCUAUCGUUCUGACCGAGUUGAAAUUGAAUACAAAAUGCCUGAGGAAAAUGAGCUGCAAGAUUAUGAAGUGGAAGAAGUUUUAUCAUUGAAAGAAAUGAAACGUUCUAAAGCACUUCAGUUGUUAAAUAAAAAAGCACAUUAUAAUAAAUUACAAGCUGUUCUCGCCUCAAGUGGGGAAGCCUCUACUUUACCUAUUCCUCAAGAAGGGGUGUCAGAAGCAAGUUUUUCACCUACAGUGAGUCAGGAUAGUUUGAUAGAUGCAACAUCAUCCAUCAUUGAGGAAAGUGCUAGUACUGGCAGCGAUGAGACACCAGGCAGCGCCGUCUACAAAAACAUAAUAAUAAAUCUAGGAGGAAAUCAAGACAGAUGUUCAAGGGGAUUUCUCAGUGCAUCUCAAAGUUCUACAACAUCGGCUGCCAAUUUAAAUCUUCUACCAACAAUUAGCGAUAGCAGAACUUCGCAAUCUCAAGAAAAUAUUAGCGAGAAUGAUAAAAGGGCUUCUCCUGAUGUUAUAAAAUGGCAGUCACCUAACGGAAACACAGAAGGUGUUGUACCCAAAGCACAGGUUUCAGAAGACAGUUGAAAUUAACAUAAUACUAAAAAAGCGCUUAAAUAAAACUUUCUGUUGUUUUCUUUUA
Messenger RNA from Stegodyphus dumicola, 4270 nucleotides. RefSeq names its product metabotropic glutamate receptor 1-like. NCBI's taxonomy places the organism in Eukaryota, Metazoa, Arthropoda, Arachnida, Araneae, Eresidae. Gene Ontology annotation, molecular function: G protein-coupled receptor activity. Gene Ontology annotation, biological process: G protein-coupled receptor signaling pathway. The record is from RefSeq and is a predicted model, not a curated record. Gene Ontology annotation, cellular component: membrane.